AUGCUGCUGAAACCAGCAACGCCGCUGUCUGUCCUGCUGUUUGCUGCCUUCGCCCUGCUGCUGCUCUCCGUCCUCUCGACCCCGGUCAUCAAGGGCAUCCCGCUGGCUACGUACAACGACAUCACCUUUGGCGUCUUUGGCUGGUGUCGCAGGAACAGAUGCAGUGCCUUCACCAUAGGCUACAAGGACGAUGCGAGGGACGGCGCCUUUGGAGACCCCAACGCGGACGGCGACUUCAACCUGCCGGCGUCGAUCCGACAUACGCUCUCUUCGCUCCUGAUCGUGCAUCCUAUCGCCGCCUUUCUGACCCUCGUCUGCUUUGGCCUGGCCGCCGCUGCUCACCUCCAUGCUCCCUCGCACUCCCCGCGCUACCUGCUGGGCCUGCUCAUCCUGCUGCUGCCCACGCUGCUGGUCUCCCUGCUCGCCUUUCUCGUCGACAUCCUCCUCUUCGUGCCCCAUCUCAAAUGGGGCGGCUGGAUCGUCCUCGCUGCUACCGUCAUCCUCACCACCUGCGGCAUCCUCACCUGUGCGAUGCGCCGCACCCUCGUCAGCCGCAAGGCCCGCAAGCGCCGUAUCGCUGAGAACGCGGAGAUGAACGGUGAGAACUUCUACAACCGCCAGAACUCCUACAAGAUGGAUCCGCCUUCUACCGUCAAUGUCGAGGCCAAGGAGGAUGCCUUGUCCACUGUUCCAACCGCAGAGACCGUUGCCACCUUCGCGCGGUUUGAGUCUGAAUCUCGGCCUCGAGACGGUGAUAGCAGGCGGAUGCGCCCUCGCGCUCCUCCUCCUCCCGCCAGCAACGAGCGGUACUGGGCACCCAGCGAGACUGACAUAGGAACCAUGGAGCCGCCCGAGACUCCUGCAAACCAGGACGGACCUUAUAGCCAUUUCGCCCCGCCGCGAAGACAGCCAUCUAAAAACACCAUGGCCAACAACUAUUAUGGAGGGCCUAACCAUGGAUACGGUGGCCGUGGCAGAAGCAACCCGUCCAUGAGGAGAGACGGUCGCGGUGGUAGAGGCGACAGAGCUGGCCGGGGGCAUCCUUAUCGAGAUCCUCCUCCGCCUGGCUAUCGCCCGGAAAGGAACCCUUCGCGGGGACGAGACUAUCCCCCAGGUCCCGGUGACCACGGUCCUUAUCCUAACAGAUCUCGUUCGGGCCGUGGCAGACGUGGCGGACCUAGUCCUGGUCCACCGCGUCGUCCGCGCAGAGACGACGACGCCAUGUAUGGAGCUGCCCCGGCCGCCGGCGGUUUGGGCGGCCGAGAUAUAGAAAUGGAACGUUCACGAGGGGAUGCAUACACUUCAACCAUCACCCAGUCGGAAAUCUCCAACCUCUCCGAAACCAACACAAACCCAAAACACACAAAAAGUAAACAUGAGAUCUCCCUUUUUCUUUUGCUGACUUCGUCGAUCAUCCUCAGCGCAUUCAUCCCAGCGAGAAGCGGCUGGACCAAAAAUGAUCAGCCUCUCUCCCCCAUCGACGCCCGUGGCUCCCCAAGCCCCCUUGGUGCUACCAAUGCACAACCCAGAGAUAUGACCCGAUCCCCUCCCCGGGCUGCUCCUCACCCUACCAACACCUACUACGAAGAUGUAGAGACUCGCUUCACCAACACCUCGAAUCCCGAUCCCGCCUUUAUACCGUCUGCCCUAACCCCGGGCAGCAUUGCCCCAGAACCUGACCAGAGGACUUCUGUCGAUGCCGUGCAUGGCAUGCGCUCUCCUGUCAGCGACAUUAGCCACUUCACCUCCAUCUCCCAGCGCGGAAUCAACCCCAAGUGGCAGCCGCCGGAGUGGGACAACCCCCGAGAAAAGGUGCAGAAGCAGCGUGAGGCGCUUCUGGUCAAUAACCCUGACUUCCAGCUUUCCACUGAUUCUACACGCGCAGCUAAACAAACAGCUGGUCUGGGUUUCAAUACUUUUUGCUUCUCUCUAUUCUCUUGUUAUUCAUAUGUCAUGCGUUCCAGGGCCGCAGAGUAUCUUUUAUUGACAACAUCCCUUUCUUUCUCUUUUGAACCAUUGCUUUCACCUGUACAUUCUUCUUGUUGUGUAUGUAUGUUGACACCUUAUGGGUAUGCUUCUUUUCUCUUCUUCUCUUUCUCCUUCUGUUUCUUCUUUUAUUUCUUCUUCUCUUUCCUCUUCUCUUUCUUCAUCUCUUUCUUCAUCUUUAUUUUCAACAGCCAUUGUCUUGAUGGCUUCUUUGAACAAGGCUGGGACUAG
Molecule: messenger RNA, 2217 nt
Organism: Trichophyton benhamiae CBS 112371
Lineage: Eukaryota; Fungi; Ascomycota; Eurotiomycetes; Onygenales; Arthrodermataceae
Product: pH signal transduction protein PalI, putative
Exons: 4
Coding region: 1-2217 (738 amino acids)
Cellular component (GO): growing cell tip; cell division site; plasma membrane
Source: RefSeq, a predicted model, not a curated record